AUGCGUGUCCAGGUGAGGAGGAGGUGUGACGUGAAGGUGGGAUGCCGCCGCUAUGACGCAGCCGAGGCCCGCGGUGACGGCGUCGUUUCACCCGGGGAGGCGAGCGGCAGCGGGACGGGGGAACGGCGGGGUAGCCAAGCAACGCCGGACGCGCUGACGUCGCCGGGGCGGCAAAACGUCCGCCCGGGCCCGAGGCGGGCGGAGGCAGCUGUGGUUACGUGCGGGGGGCCAGUGACGCAGUCGCGGGGCGCUGGGACGCGGCGUGCGGAGCCGGCCGGCGGGGGCAGGCCCCAGGGCCCGGGCGCGGCAGCGGGACAGCACCUACCUUCCCGGCUUCAGGUCCGGGAGUGCGGGGCGCGGAGCCGCCGGAGCGCUGCCUCCCUCCUUCCUCCUCCCCCCGCCCCCGCCCCGCAGCACGACACACAAUACUCGCCGGAAGCGGAAGCCGUGCCGAGAGGCUCGUGUCAGUGGAAGCCCUGGAGUCGGCUCUCGGCCCCUGGAAAGCCUAGCGGUGCCUGCGGGAGAAGGAGAAGGGCGGGGCGGGGGGCGCAGAGAUCUGUCUCACAGGCGGGCGAUCCUGUGGCGAUCACUGCGGAUCUCCUUACUUCCGUGCUGAAGCGGCGAUCCUCGUCGUGCGGCCGUCUUUCCAAGAGCGACGUUCACCCGGUUCUUGCCUGUGCUCCAAGCCCCACAGUUGGGCGCCAAUAUGCCCGGCCCGUGGGGUCAUUCAACGGGAACCUGGAGGAGGGAAUGGGUGAAUGGAUGGGACAAGAGACACAAAGAAUGAGAGCAAGACAGGAGCUCUGAUCAAG
Messenger RNA from Suricata suricatta (meerkat), 812 nucleotides. Its product is annotated as translation initiation factor IF-2-like. Bases 1 to 807 code for a protein of 268 amino acids. Lineage: Eukaryota; Metazoa; Chordata; Mammalia; Carnivora; Herpestidae. The transcript has 2 exons. The record is from RefSeq and is a predicted model, not a curated record.